CAGUUCGUAAACUUGUCAGUUAUUGACUCGUCAAGUUAAACGAAUAAAAUAAUUUAUAAAUUAUUUAAAUACGAAAAUGAACAUUUGUUACAGAUACGAUUAGUAAAUAAAAAUAAUAAGUUGGGUGAAGUAAUUUUCUAAUACCUUUUUUAUUGGCACAUGUGUCUGUGAAUAAAAGUAUAGAUUGUUUUGUAAGGAGGCGUAUUGAUUGUACAUCGAUUGCAAAUAAUCAACAAUGGAUAUCAUCAAAACACCUAAGCUCGAAAAUGUGCAGUUACUGGACAAGUACAAUCUACGGAACCCCUCCAAGGGAACCCUCUACUUCGCCACCACGCACCUCAUCUUUGUCGAUCACGAGCUGAGAAGGGAAACAUGGAUACUGCUCACACACAUAAGCACGGUGGAGCGGUUGCCCAUAACGACCACAGGAUCGCCGCUGCUCGUGCGGACGAAGACCUUCCAGUCUGUAUUCUUUGUGAUACCGCGCGAGAGGGACUGCCACGAGAUGCAUCAGACCCUGCUGCGGCUCAGCCAGCCAGUGAACAUAGAGGAGCUAUACUGCUUCAACUACAAAUCAACACCUGAUGACCUGCCCAAGUCGGCUGGCUGGAACUUCUUUGAUAUACAAACCGAGUUCCAGAGGAUGAACGUGCCGAACGAACACUGGGUGCUAUGUAACGCUAACAAGGAGUAUGAGCUAUGCGACACAUACCCGUCAGCUAUCUACGUCCCCGCCCGCGCGUCUACCGCAGUUCUCUUGGGCAGCGCGAGCUUCCGGUCGCGCGGCCGGCUGCCCGUGCUCGCGUACUUGCACCACAACAAGGCGGCCAUUACCAGGUGCAGCCAGCCGCUCAGCGGGUUCUCCGCUAGAUGUAUGGAAGACGAACAGAUGCUAGACUUGAUUCGGCGAGCGAAUCCGAACUGCGGGUACAUGUAUGUGGUGGACACACGGCCGAGGAUAAACGCAAUGGUGAACCGCGCGGCUGGUAAGGGAUAUGAAAACGAGGCUUUCUACGAGAACAUAAAGUUCCACUUCAUGGGAAUUGGCAAUAUUCACGUGAUGCGCAAGAGUUUGCAGAAACUUGUUGAGACUUGCGAACAGACGACGCCGACUAUGUCGUCUUUCUUAAGUGGGCUCGAAUCUUCUGGGUGGCUGAAACAUAUCAAGUCGAUACUGGACACGUCGUGGUGGAUAGCGUGUGCGAUAGACAGCGGCGUGAGUGUGUGCGUGCAUUGCAGCGAUGGGUGGGAUCGGACUGCACAGGUGUGCUCGUUGGCCGCAGUGUGCCUCGAGCCGCACUACCGUACUAUCAACGGAUACCAGGCGCUAAUCGAAAAGGACUGGUUAUCCUUCGGGCACAAGUUCACCUGUCGAUGCGGGCACAUUGCCGGCGAUCCGAGGGAACGGUCGCCUGUGUUCACACAGCUGUUGGACUGCACCUGGCAGCUGCUCAGACAAGUUCCAGAGGCAUUCCAAUUCAACGAGCGUUUUCUGUUGACGCUCCACGAUCACGCACACGCGUGCCAAUAUGGCACGUUCGUCGGUAACUGCGAGAAGGAUCGACGGGAUCUAAGGUUAUCCGAGCGUACGUUUUCACUAUGGGGUUACAUGGCGAGUCAUCUCAACGAGUAUAAGAACCCGCUGUACAAUCCGAAGGCGCACCCUGAUGUAUUGAAACCGGAUUUGAAUGCACAAAGUAUAAGGUUCUGGCGCGGCAUGUACUGCCGGCACGAGAGCGGCGUGCACCCGCGCGAGGCGCUGCCCGACCUGCUGCCCGCCGCCGUCGAGCACUCCGCCGCGCUGCACCACCACAUCGACUACCUCGCCAAGCGAAUAGCAACAUUCAAGAAGUUGCUAUCGGGCAAGAAGUCGGACAAGACUCGAGACGCUACUGUGGUCAACUAUCAGAACGGCAAUAUGGACACUGUGGAAAUUGAAACUAAAACCGCUGCACUUAAUAUUGACAAUAAAUUCAUAUACGAGUCAGGCGGGAAUCUGUCGGAGAUGGAAUGCGCCAAUGACGAUCAUCCGCUUAAAGAGACCAAACCACCGAAACCUAACAACAUACCGUUGAUUACUGAGAAGACAGACGACAUAAUACCGCCGAGUCUGUCCGCGCUCGAGGCUGAGAUCAACACGGUCGCGUUGGACUGGAAGAGCAUUAAGAACGUCACAGAGUGCAGCUGCUCCACGCCGCUGGACCAUUUCAGUAGGAAGCACCACUGCUGGGGCUGCGGCGGCUGCGUGUGCACGCGCUGUGCUCGCCGCGCGCCGCUCGCCGCGCUGGCCGCGCCCGCGCCCGCGCCGCUGUGCGCCGCCUGCGCGCCGCUCAGCCCGCUCACCCCGCUCAGCCCGCACGGCAUAAAAACUUCGGGGAGCAGCUAAGAAGUAGCAAGACUGAUUUAUGUAUAUUUUUUUAUCUUUCAACUUUAUUCGUUCAAGAAAAGUUUUAUGUUUAAAUGAAUUGUGAAAGUUACAUCUUUUCAUAAAUUAUGUUAAGGCAUUUAUUAAAAUUUAUCAUAGACAUAAAAAAACUCACAAACAUGAAACCUAAUAUUGUAAGUAUUUUUUGGUCAGUUGUGUAAUAAAAUCUCCCAAAUAGUUCAAAAAUGAUUUUUUGUGUAUAAUAUACAACUUCUUUAUUAAUUAUGAAUAAUAAUAGAAAAAAUAACAUUAUUGUACAAAUAGCAUUUAACCACUAGUAAAUAUUAUGUACAAUAAAAAUCCGCAAACAUUACUUAAAUAUCUAUAAGUAUUAAAUCAUUGUUACCAUGUCUUUGAAAAAAACUUGAGAGAUGUCAAGGGACACCCUUUCUCAAUGCGACAUAGAAAGUCGAAACAAAAAAAACUAUCCGGAUGGAACGAAGUGUUAAGUUAGAGAGAGACAGACAUAGAACCACGCGUACGUCGCACGGCUUACAGCUCUAGCAAAAAGUGUCGUGACAACUUUUCGUAAGAAUUUUUUCCGUCUAGCCCCCUUUCACAACUCGCGAUAAGGAACUUCGUUCCAAUAACUGGCUUGCUUUCUAUGAGAGAGAGAGAGAGACAGUCAGAGAAAUACGCGCACGCCGCACGGCGUACAACUAUAGCAAAAAGUGUCGUUACAACUUUUGGUCUCAAUUCCGCCUAGCUCCCUUUUCGUAACGCUCACUUAGGAACUUCGUUCCAAUUAGGAAAUUAUGUAUCAAAACCUUUAAAAAAGUGUUGACAUAUUUUACUUAACAUAUUAUAAAAAUUCACCCUUUAAAUAUAUUCUGUUUCUAGUUUCUCAUACAAACUUGUGCAAUCGAGUUUUGUGUAGCUAUUAUGAAAUUGUGUUUUGUACAUUUAUCUUACAUAUAAGGUCAUUUGUAUAUUUUGAUUCAUGUAAAUAGUUCAAUUAAAUGUAUAUAACUGA
Molecule: messenger RNA, 3398 nt
Organism: Colias croceus (clouded yellow)
Lineage: Eukaryota; Metazoa; Arthropoda; Insecta; Lepidoptera; Pieridae
Gene: Mtmr6
Product: myotubularin-related protein 8
Exons: 19
Coding region: 236-2386 (716 amino acids)
Biological process (GO): dephosphorylation
Molecular function (GO): metal ion binding; phosphatase activity
Source: RefSeq, a predicted model, not a curated record